AUGCCUUUCCACGCUGAACCCCUCCGAGCGAAUAAGGAGAUCGACAUCGAUCUCGAGCAUUCGGUAGCUGCUCAGAAGUUCCCCGAUAUUCGAGCUGUAUUGGAAGGGAAUAGAUGGUGGUCUAGAAAGGUCACAGAGGAACAGCCUGAAGUAUGGGCAGAGCAAGUCAAAGGACAGGCACCAAACUUCCUCUGGAUAGGAUGUGCAGACUCCAGAGUACCAGAGGUUACCAUCAUGGCUAGGAAACCGGGAGAAGUGUUCGUGCAACGAAACGUAGCAAAUCAAUUCCAACCUCAAGAUGACGCUUCUCAAGCUUUAUUGAAUUACGCUAUUAUGAACGUCGGUGUAUGCCAUGUCAUCGUUGUUGGUCAUACAGGUUGUGGUGGCUGUAUCGCCGCCUACGAUCUCCCUGCCCCUAAACAAAAUGAAGAAUUUUGUGAUCCCUCUACACCCUUGACUCGAUUCUUGGACCCAAUCAUCAGGUUGAAGCACUCUUUACCUGAGGGUAGCGAUGUCAAUGAUUUGAUCAGGGAGAAUGUGAAGAUGAGCGUUAGGAAUGUCGUUGAUAGUCCUACAAUCCAGAAUGCUUGGGAGUUAGCAAGAAAAGGUGAAUUCCGAAAGGUCUACGUCCACGGAUGGUUAUACGAUCUCUCUACCGGUCUCUUGAUCGAUCUCAACAUCACUCAAGGUCCCGAACCAAUCGUACUCGACUCUGAUAAGCCCAAGGUUAACGGUACUGCUUAA
Messenger RNA from Kwoniella botswanensis, 744 nucleotides. RefSeq lists its product as uncharacterized. The transcript has 6 exons. Gene Ontology annotation, biological process: cellular response to carbon dioxide; cellular response to oxidative stress. The coding region runs from base 1 to 744 and encodes 247 amino acids. The record is from RefSeq and is a predicted model, not a curated record. Gene Ontology annotation, molecular function: zinc ion binding; carbonate dehydratase activity. NCBI's taxonomy places the organism in Eukaryota, Fungi, Basidiomycota, Tremellomycetes, Tremellales, Cryptococcaceae.